CAAAAGUCCUCGCAGGGAUGGAUCGCGCAUGUACCUGGAUGGUAGCCGUGAGUGGGUGUCUCGCCUUCUCCAGGCUUCCGUAGGAUUCCUUCACUGUCUGUUUUGCGGUGACAGAGCAGCAUCGCCGCACAGCAAACUAUGGACGAGAUUAACAACAUUGAAGUCGUUCCCUGCACAGAGUCCGACUACCUAAAGCCGUUUAGGGUGCACUACAACCAGAACGGCACAAAAAAGUCCUGGGACUUCAUGCGAACCCAUGACAGCGUGUCCGUGCUGAUAUUCAACACCACCUCCCACUGUUUUAUUCUUGUGAAGCAGUUCCGUCCAGCUGUAUACAUGUGUGAGUCUGAAAGGAUCAAGACGCAACAAUGUCAGGCCCCUGAAAAAUCAGAAGAGGGGGCCACCGAAGCACUAGCAUCAGGCUCUGAGAGUCAGGAAGGCCAGGUGGAAAGAGAAGGGGAGAGCUCAUUCGCGUGGCCGCCGGCUGCCACAGGAAUCACAUACGAGCUUUGCGCCGGGCUGGUAGACAAGCCUAACCUCUCCUUGGAAGAGAUCGCCAGACAGGAAGUGUUGGAGGAGUGUGGCUACGAUGUGCCAGCUUCCAAAUUGAAGCGGAUUACUUCUUACAGGUCUGGCGUGGGAGUCACGGGUUCCAAGCAGACGAUGUUUUACGCAGAGGUAUCUGAUGACAAUUGCGUGAGUGCAGGCGGAGGUGAGCCGCAGGAGGGCGAGCUCAUUGAGGUGGUCAAAGUCCCAUUGCACGAAGCCAUGACCUUUGCCUACAACGAGCGCAUUCCCAAGACCAUGGGCGUCAUAUUUAGCUUCAUUUGGUUCCAUAACAACAUGUCUCCGAAGUAUAAGAUCUCCACCAAUGUGUAAUCACUAUUAACUUUUAUGUCAAAUACUGGCCCAGCACAGCUACUCAUCUCCUCAUGCCCCUCACUUUUUUUUUUUUUUUUUAUAAAUGCCAGACAGGUGGACGUCUACCAUCGUGUAUUUUUACAUUUUGCCCUCUUAAACAUGUAUGUGAUGUCCAUAUUUUUCCUCAAAGCAAACUGCCUCAGUCGGCUGUCUCUUGCACUUUUCUCUUUGUUUUUUUUUUCUUUAAAUGUAUGUCACCAUUAAUCAAGGUGGCAGCAUAUCACUGAUUUUAUAUGCUGCCCCUAGAGUAAAUGAAUGCUCUGCUGCUUUUGUGAGAAAUCUUCACCUGCUAUUCCAGAGCCAUCAUUCAGACACCUCAUACAUUUGCUGGUCUCAUUUUUAUACUGUCGAGUCAUCCUUUGAAUGGAGAGUUUCUUUUCAGCAACAUUGUGCACCUGGUUGGUUUCAUUCCAUAUUGGAAAGCAAAAUGUGCCCUUUGAAUGCCAUUAUUACUCCAGAUGCAGUGAACAACAGUUCCGCCCUCCUUUAUGAACAUUGCUUGUCAUGGUAAUUGUUUUAUCAUGUUGUUAACAAAGACUCAAAUAAUUUUCCAACAAUUAACAAAGUCUACCAAACUAGCAAUCAAUCGAAAUGACAUUUGCUGACAUAAUGGCUCAAUCGAAAAACCCUAAACCAAUUUUUGCUUUUAGCAUACUGUUGCUCAGCACAGUUAGCUUAAAUAUGCCCCAUUAUGGAAACAUGUCUUGCUUGUAUAGAAACCUACGGAACCCCAGACAUGAUUUCGUGAGCACAAAUUACUACUUUUUGCGGACAAACUACUACUUUGUGCGCAAGAACUAGUGCUGUGUGUACAUGAACUACUACUUUAUGUGCACAAAACGAUUUCGUGUGCACAAAGUACUAGUAUGUGCUCACAAAAUAGUUAUAGGGUGUGCGCGAAGUAGCGGCAGCUCUAUAUGGGACAAGUGUUAAGAAAUUGAGCGUACCUUCUUUCUAAGGUGAAUGUUCAGGCAAGGCUAAAUGUUGUAGACUACAUGAUGGAAAGGGAUACCGUGAUCGAAUUUUAUUUUAGGCUGGGGACCACCUACAAAGGCAACCUGAAACGUUUGGCAUUGGAAGGAAUCAUUAUUACCAAAACGCAUUUAAAUAGACUCUCGAAGGUAUGACUUGGACGCUAGGCUCUAUUUUGUUGUUCAUCAACUGCGAAGCUCUGGAAAGGAUAAUGGUUACCAGUGGAUGUAUAUGAGAUGUAAACAGAAUAAUAUUACAAUAUGUAAAGAAGAAAUUCAAGUCAUCCUCUCUCAGCUGGACCCCAUCGGAUCCCAAGCUUGGUGGACCUGAUGACUAAGUAGCAGGCAAUAUUUUGCAGACUUGACCUAACAUUUUGUGGCACAUAUUCAUACGACAAAUUGGGAUAUGCGUUAAUGGCUGUAUCGACGGGUUUUCUCGCAAUGUCAUUUGACUGCAGGCUGUUCUCCCUACCAGCGACUCAAAAGUUAUCGUGGGUACUUUGUGGAAGCAGCGGAAUGCUGUGGCGUAUUCUCCAGGCUUGUUCGAAGUGACGUAGGCACAGAGAACGUCGUGGUCAGAGACAUUACGCAGAAAUGACAUUGAUGAUAGAGCAGCGAAGAGAAGUUAUAUUGCAGGGGCAAGUACCGCAAACCAGAGAAUUGAGAGCUGGUUGGGAAUGAUGAGAAAAUAAAGAAUCGAACCGUGGAUCACUCUUCUUGAAGAACUAAAGGAUGAAGGAUUCGUCACUUGGGAUUUCGUUGACAAAUCCUUGUCACAAUUGUGCUUUCUGGCAAUCAGGCAAAAAUAAUGUUAUGUAGUAGUAGUAAGUACCAUUAUGAUCGCAGCAGGAAACCCCAAAACUUGACUAUCAACUCUAAAAAAAUCUUAGACAUUUAAACUGUAUAGUGUAUUCAUCAAGGGUUUCUGAUGCUAUUUCUGAUAAAAUAGAAAGGUGACAUGACUUUCUAAGACACAAUGAACAACGAAGCAGCACGCAACCCAUGACAGGGACAACGAACCAGCAAUAACUGAAAGAAAACUGAGUUAAAUACAGACUAACGAGACGAGAAACUCCCUGACCAGGACACUAGUGGCUUGAAGAAACUGAUUGGUCAACACAAUGGAGGAGGGCCAUCAAGAUCAGGUGGACAGAACUGACAAAAUGAGCACACAAGACAUUGAACAAAGGAAAAAGGUGGGAGCCGCUUGUCGGCCGGACCAGAAGCCGAAGGUGACUCCCGCUGGUGGAGUGCAACUGCCACAGGAGCUGAAGAUUGCGGCCACUGGUGGAGUGCUGCCAGCUUGAGAUGGCAGCCACAGGUCGUGCGUCGCUGGAACAUAAGAAGGAGGUGGCGGGCUCAUGAUUGGUCAACACAAGGGUGGAGAGCAAACAAGAUCAGGUUGGGACAACCAACACAGUCAGCACACUAAACAUGGAACAGAAGAAAAACAAAACAAACCCAACCCAACCAAAACUGGGAACAUGACAGGAAGCGCCAUCAACAAUUCCAUGGCAGUUUGCUGAAUCUAAAUUUUUGUUUUCCACCAGCAGAUCCUCAAUUUCCUAAUUCUGUGCAUUUUUAUUGGGCUGGGUUAGUGUGUGAUCUGUCUCCUUUCCUGCUGAGGGUUGCUGUUCUGUCUUCUUUUUGGUACACAGAUAAAGUCUCAGAAAUUGGACCUUGCUUUGGCAGUACAGCUCCUCUACUGUAUUGACAUGUCAAGAUGCAUCUGUGAACUCUCAAUGUGAGUUCAAUAGUGUGUAAGCCUUGUGUUUCUUUGUCAAUGCCUUCAGGGGAAAAAAAGAUUUUCAGCCUGAAAUUAGAUACCUGAUGUAGAAUUUGAUAAUCAAGUACUUUUAGAUUUUGUGCUUGUCUGCAAUUACAUCAGAUCUCUGAGUGAUACAACACACGAUCAUUCAACUGCGUAAGGACAGUGUGGAAACAGUUUUCUUGUUAGUGAGAUAUAUUAAAUACUCUAUUUACUUCCUGUGUACACAUUUCUUCACCGAUUUGAACCAUCGCUUGAAACUUGAAGUCAACUUACAGUUUCAGAUUCUAUAUUACAAAAAUAAUUAUUUCUACAGUGCACUAUUUCAGUUUGGUGACUAAUACUCAGCAUUCAAGCAGAAAUUUUACUGAAAAUGCAUUCUUUAAUUUUGCUAUAUUUACUGGUCUACCAUUAAAUUAGCUACUAAUUCAUGCACACGAACUCAUAUUUUUUUUUCAUGUCUGGGGCUCUGUAGAAAUCAUGCAUCAAGCGUGAAAUUAUAUUAACCUUGACGAACAUGCAUGUAUAAAGAAGCCUUAAGUCUUUGUCCUUUGGGUAUUUUGAUUAUUGUUUCACUGAUAUGUUAUUAAAACUCUUAACUGUUUUCAAUUGGGGGGGGGUGUUAUGCAAAAUAUGUCUCUUUAAAGCACACUUGUGUUUUUUGUGAAUACCAAACACUGAUACAUUACAGUAAUACAUUUACACCUUUCGCAGAGCCUACCUUUUAAUUAAAUGUCUAUUUACAAAAUAUCUCACUUAGCUUGGAUUGUAAUCAUAUAAGUUGGUUUGGGAGGGAUGUCAACUCUCAAAUUGUCUUUCGGUAUAACGUAAUGAAAUAUAGUUGGGAUGUUCACACAAAAACAGAAUCGUUCUUAACGAAUCAAAGCAGCAGUUUGCUAAAAGCUCAGCUCCAAAUAUGAAAAUGCUUAUUCCUGUUGACGGAUGAUGACGGUCUGGAACGGUGACCAAUAUUUAACAUCACAUUUCAAAUUCACUUGCAGCAAAGUUUCAAUCUUCUCACGAUCUGGGGGAAAAAGGGCUGGUACCACAUUAUUUUGCACUGUGUGUGAGGGGCACAGAAUUGUUCACUACAUUGUAGAGUGUUGGUGGUUCAGAUCCAGAUAACAUCAUAAAUACAUUAUUACUGAUUAUUGCUAACUGACAAUGACUGAAAGUUGGGGGGGGGAACUGUGAAACCAUGUAGGAGUUGAUUUUGGAAAUGGUCUAUGCUAUACAGUAGAUACCAUUUGAGUGUAAAAGUCAGAAUUAAUAGUUUUAGGACGUUGUGAAAAAGAACAACUGUGACAGAUCUCUUUAUGACAAUCAAUACACAUGAACUAUAAGGUAUGUCACAAUUUAAAAAAAAAAAAAAAAAAUCCUACAAGCAAUAGGAUUGUUUCACGUCUUCGUGCAAUAAUUUGGUAACGUUUGAGGUCUAGAUGCAUUGUUCUAACCUAACCUGAACUGUACCCACAUUUUCGGGUACUCUUGUCAUCGCCAUACUUUGAUCUAAGGCUCAAUAUUCAGGUUUCUGAGUGGCUUAAGCACUCACACUGGUGUUCUUGUCCACCAAAAUAUGCUGCUCGGCAAACAUUUUAGUUACCCCUAGUUGGAUCACGAUGCCCACCGUUUUGCACGGGGGUUGAAGGGCUGUGUUGAUGGGCCGUUGGAGUUUUUCUGAUAAGAAGAAGUGAAGUCUUCAAAAAAGCAAUGAUGUAGUGAUGUUACAUUGCCAGAAAUAUUCUAACAAGCUUUUCCACUGUACAGUUCGGAUCCAUGUUGGCUUCUUGACAAAACCUUUUAACCCUGUGAUGCGUGAAAAUCAAGGCCUUAGUGACCGCCAAGCACCAGAAGGUUAAAGUAUUCCUUGGCACCUGUUCUCACCAUCACUCACAGGUGUUCUUCCACCAGCUAAAUCUAUGCUCUGGUGACCAGCAGUGCAGUGGUGUUAUCUGCAGAAGUGUGCCCGUUUCUGGCUGCAGCUGUAGAAACACUGGCACCUACCAUAACUUAGAGGGACAAGAAAAAGAUAAAUGACAAACAACCAGUGCAGGAAUCAAAACUAACAGACAAGAACAUGCAGCACUACAACUGUCUAGCAGUUAACUCGGAAUUGUGCCGGACCAGAGAGCAGGUAACAAAUAAAACAAUACGCGGAUCAGAAGGAAAGUGAUCGACACCUCCUAAAGUAGAUCAUGGCAGUGAGACAAAAUGAUAAAACUGUCCGUCUAACACUCGGAACAUCACAGGGAUUAAUGAACCGAUAAUACCCAAAAACAAAACAAGAGAGUAUCAAAGCUGUCCAUUCAGUGUUCGUCAAUUGAAACACUGGGACACACAACAUGAAAAAUUAUCAAAAUUUGUCAAGUCAAGGUCCAUAAAUGUGAAUGAACGUGGUGGUAUCUCACGCACAGAGCAGCAACACAUACAAAGAGGAAACAAAUGGGACGAAUGAACGGCAAGGAGCGGAGGAACACUAUACCUCAUGUCGCCGUUGUAAAACUUCCACGCAUGGUGAGUGCGGCCAUGUCGAAUCCAAUGGGGACCAUGCAGUUGAAAAGAAUGUCCAAUCAGAUUGCGCUGAUGUUAUUCUUUUUUUUUCUCACUGUCCCUGGAGGACAAAGGCACUUGGCAUCUGCGAACUUGGAGAUUUGAUAUUCUGUGCUGUCUUUUUGGCACUAUCGGUAUUACCCAGGAUUCACACAAUUUCAAAAAUGAACCAUAAUGGACAUUUUAAUGAUUUAGAGGCUUGUUGAACAACAUGAUGUGAAAAAAUGUGGACGAAGCCUUUCCAACACGAUGACCCGUGUCUUUCUCGGCAAGAUUCUCAGUGCUUCUGGUUUUCCACAAUUUUGUUGUUUUAUGAUACGGUGACCCAAUCUUCACUGGUAUAAAAGCUGCAUGAGAAAUUGUAUGGCAACAACACCUGGGCAAAGUUGACAAAUGAAAAGUUUUGAGGUUAUUUUGGUCAGAAUCCAGUAGAUUUCCCUAAAGUAUUUCUACUCUCCUUUCAAAAAGACACAAGUGUAGGUUAGAAUACAUAAACACUAUAUACUCUUUAUAGCCAUAUUAUAAAUAUCUGAUAAGGUAUUCAGUCUUAUGUAACUGUGUUUCCAGGUACAUUCUUAUUUCCUACAGUCACUCAAUCUCAAACACGCACAGACUCACAAACUGUGUAAAAUGAUGGUUUUGGAUUGAGAUUAUUGUGCAAUAUAUUUCCUGUAAUUAUGGACAUUUGGUCUCAAAACUGUGCUACAGUCAUGCAAAAAUGUGUUGUCUUCAAAACACAUUUUAGACUAUUAGAUUUCUUAAAUGGAUGAAUGAACAGAAAAGUAGGAUUGGCUUGACAUUGAAUCAUUUUUUUUUUGUUUGCUGUCAAAUGUAAUGUGGAGUAUUGUUUUAAAUAUCAUUCUAUUUUCUAUGUGCCUGUAAGAUGUUUUUUUUUGUCUGCUUUGAUGUUUUAUCCACACCCCCACCCUACCUAACAAAUGUAUGUAUCUGUGAGUGACCUGAACUUGCUCAGCAGCUCUCAUGUUUUUCAUAUAAGGAAACUGAUUAAAUGCAAUACAUUUAGCUGCAUUAAAACCUUGAAAA
Molecule: messenger RNA, 7254 nt
Organism: Syngnathoides biaculeatus (alligator pipefish)
Lineage: Eukaryota; Metazoa; Chordata; Actinopteri; Syngnathiformes; Syngnathidae
Gene: nudt14
Product: nudix (nucleoside diphosphate linked moiety X)-type motif 14
Exons: 5
Coding region: 139-879 (246 amino acids)
Biological process (GO): nucleoside phosphate metabolic process; ribose phosphate metabolic process
Molecular function (GO): UDP-sugar diphosphatase activity; metal ion binding
Source: RefSeq, a predicted model, not a curated record